Messenger RNA from Aspergillus ochraceoroseus IBT 24754, 1098 nucleotides. RefSeq lists its product as uncharacterized. The record is from RefSeq and is a predicted model, not a curated record. The coding region runs from base 1 to 1098 and encodes 365 amino acids. The transcript has a single exon. Lineage: Eukaryota; Fungi; Ascomycota; Eurotiomycetes; Eurotiales; Aspergillaceae.
AUGUCAGCUCGAACUAUUUUUCUUAUGGGGGCUCCCACGCUCUCAAGCCUUCAAUGGGAUGAAAGCGAGUUACUCGAUGGGCCCAUACCUCCAUUUCAAGACGACCUCUCAGAAAAUAGGAGCUAUCCGUCUAUCUCAGAAAUCAACCCCGUGAAAUGGAGGCUUUUGCAGGGUCCUGUUGUCUCCGAGACACCUCGGUUGAAAGACAGGUCUAAAUUAGAAAGAGGAGCAGAGUUCUUUCUGACCGAUGAUCUUACAACACCCACUGGCAUGCCAAAAACCGCGCUAGAAGAUUUAGAACUCUCCCAAUUCUAUAACCACUCCUUUACCGUUCACGAAACAUCCGAGGUCUCAGCACCAGGAGCCCUGUCAGGAGGAGAUGGGGUUCAAGAAAGCGGUCUCUGGUCUGAAAGCACGGUGUCGUCCAUGGCAAGCAACAACGAGGGAGAGGUUACGAGGCCACAGUUACCUAUACCAGGAGGGCUUACAGAUCUUCAAGAUAUACCCAAGGCCGCAUAUUUGCAUUCUAUUGUACCGCAGACCAUGUCCGUCAAUCUCAUCGUUGCAAUCAUCGCGAUCCGACCAGCACGUCGCAUUGUAACGAGGCAAUGGAAGAGAGAGGUUGGCCUUGUUGAAGUGGUAGUGGGUGAUGAGACAAGAAGUGGGUUUGGGGUUACGUUCUGGGUUCCUCCUGGGGGUCACAAGAGAGCCGCUCGCACUGGCGACGAGGGAGGAGCAGAGCUGCGAAAGUCACUGACGCUACUCCGACCACGAGAUAUUGUUUUAUUCCGAACGAUAGCACUCGGCUCUUUCCGCGAACGGGUGUACGGCCAAAGUCUCCGUCGGGGCCUUACCAAAAUUGAACUGCUCCAUCGACAACCGGUGGAUGCAACGGACACAGGAGGUAUCUACAAACUACGGGACAUUCUUUCGCCAAACCACGCCGCCCAGAGCGAAGAUCUGCCGCUGGAGAAGGUGCGUAGGGUACACGAGUGGAUCAGGCGAUUUGUGGAUUUCGUCCCGGAUCCAGUAGGCGGUAAAGAGAAACCGGUGGUGACCUUGCCUCCUGAUACCCAGGAGGAUGCGCGAUAUAAUUAG